Cololabis saira (Pacific saury) is the source of this 2361-nucleotide messenger RNA. RefSeq names its product LIM and senescent cell antigen-like-containing domain protein 1. Lineage: Eukaryota; Metazoa; Chordata; Actinopteri; Beloniformes; Belonidae. The transcript is spliced from 10 exons. Bases 142 to 1149 code for a protein of 335 amino acids. Gene Ontology annotation, cellular component: focal adhesion; cell-cell junction; cytoplasm. The record is from RefSeq and is a predicted model, not a curated record. Gene Ontology annotation, biological process: positive regulation of substrate adhesion-dependent cell spreading; cell-cell adhesion; cell-cell junction organization.
CAGAGGGAGGAGCAGCUGCAGCUCACACUCUCAGCAACUACACACCCGCACAAACUUAUUAAAACUCAGUAAAAAGGAACAACAAAAACAACAAAAAGCUAUUUAUCUGCGGUGUUGAUCGGGCUGGUGUCCUGUAAGGAUAUGCUGGGCGUGGCAGAAAUGACGGGCAGCAUUGCUAAUGCUCUGGCCAGCGCAGCCUGUGAGCGAUGCAAGAGUGGCUUUGCUCCGACUGAGAAGAUUGUCAACAGUAAUGGAGAACUGUACCACGAGCACUGCUUUGUGUGCAGCCAGUGUUUCCAACAGUUUCCUGAAGGACUCUUCUAUGAGUUUGAAGGAAGAAAAUAUUGUGAACAUGACUUCCAGAUGCUGUUUGCGCCAUGCUGUCACCAAUGUGGGGAGUUCAUAAUUGGUCGCGUAAUUAAAGCCAUGAACUAUAGCUGGCACCCUGACUGUUUCUGCUGCGAUAUUUGCCAGGCUGUGCUUGCAGACGUGGGAUUUGUGAAAAAUGCUGGCAGACAUCUGUGUCGCCCGUGCCAUACCCGUGAGAAAGCUCGUGGCCUGGGCAAGUACAUCUGCCAGAAAUGCCAUGCUAUUAUUGAAGAGCAGCCACUUAUCUUUAAGAGUGACCCUUAUCACCCAGACCAUUUCAACUGCAACAACUGUGGGAAGGAGCUGACAGCCGAUGCGCGAGAACUGAAGGGAGAGCUCUUCUGUCUGCCUUGCCAUGACAAAAUGGGAGUCCCGAUCUGUGGUGCCUGCAGGAGACCGAUCGAGGGUCGCGUGGUCAACGCCAUGGGCAAGCAGUGGCAUGUAGAGCAUUUUGUAUGUGCCAAGUGUGAGAAGCCUUUCCUUGGUCAUCGCCAUUAUGAGAGAAAGGGGUUGGCUUACUGUGAGACUCAUUACAACCAGCUCUUUGGUGAUGUGUGCUAUCUCUGCAACCGUGUGAUUGAAGGCGAUGUUGUGUCUGCUCUCAACAAGGCCUGGUGUGUCAGUUGUUUCUCAUGCUCCACCUGCAACACCAAGCUCACUCUCAAAAACAAGUUUGUAGAGUUUGACAUGAAGCCUGUUUGUAAAAAGUGUUAUGAGAAGUUUCCUCUUGAACUCAAGAAACGGCUCAAGAAGUUGGCAGAGUCACUGGGACGUAAGUGAGGUGCCUUCAGGACAAAACGUUGAGAUCUUAUCUUAUCUUCAUUUAGAGUAAUCAAUAGCAUGAACUCUUUUGAAAAGAUUAUUCAACCCUGACAUUAAUACAUCAAUACUGAAAAUACAAAUAUAAAUGUAUGCAACUGUGGUCUUCUCAUAAGUAUUACAUUAUACAUUUUUUAAUUUCUUCUUUUAAUAUGCAGCUAUUUCUUUAUUGUCACUGUUUAUUUUUAAAAAUCCAUUCCUGAAUUGUGUGGCAUUUAAGCUGGUCAGCUAUUAUAUGUAAAAUGUCAAUUUGAAAAGAUUGUUUGCGUCUUUAACUAAACUUGUGCCUCAAAUUAUAACUGAUUAAAUCCAAAUAAUUAAAAUCUGAUUUGCAUAAACUUAACGACUGACAGCAUAAUUUAGACUUUUAAACUUAAUCUUUGAUACCUCACUAAAUACAUCUGCUCUUUUUUUUUUAAAGAUAUUAUAAUGGUGCUUCUUUUUUCAAACGUAAAAAUCGCUCAAAACCUGUAAAACGUGUGUUUUUAUUUUUAUUUUUUUUUAACCCUUAACAAGUCUCAUUUGCACAUAUUUUGUGUAAUUCAAUGAAUCCUACAAGUCUAUUAUUUUUAAAACUCAGUUCUUGUUUCCUUAAUAUAAAUGAGCAUAAUAAGAUGGGUGGAAUUUAAUUCAUCUAAAUACUUGAUACAAAUGCCCCCCUUAUUUAGGAGAGAUUAUGGUAGAGGGUUUAACAUUGUGCUGAAGGUCACACGAUAUUUCUCAGUAGUCUGUUCAUAUUCAAUGUUGGGUAUGCUUUCUGGGGGUGUGAUAAUGUUAUAUUACUGUGUUUUGUGAAAUAUCUUUGUUUUUGUUUUUGUUUUUUUUAAAUCCAAACAUUUUCAAAUUUCCAAGGAAAAAAUUGAAAGGAAUGUUGCCUGAAUUAAUUUCCAGCUGUUCAUUUAAUGUGUCAUUUGAUGUGAAAAUGUCGAGUCGGUGCACUGCUUGGCUUGUUUGUAAAAAUGCAAUAUGUGUUUUGAAAUGAUAACAAGUGCCACACAACUAGAUUUGCAAGUGUUUUCUAUUAUUAUGGUGUAGUUUUUCAUUUAGCAUUUUAUUGUUUUGUGGGAAAUGGAGAAUUACAGUUUAAUUCACCUCAUGGGUGUUGGGUUUCUUUCGAAUUCAAUAAAAUAAUCCUGAACAGAUUUCUGUAAAGGGUUCAUACGCAACACCAAA